Messenger RNA from Chelmon rostratus (copperband butterflyfish), 1929 nucleotides. It is a transcript of the gene fuca2, whose product is annotated as alpha-L-fucosidase 2. Gene Ontology annotation, molecular function: alpha-L-fucosidase activity. The record is from RefSeq and is a predicted model, not a curated record. Lineage: Eukaryota; Metazoa; Chordata; Actinopteri; Chaetodontiformes; Chaetodontidae. The transcript is spliced from 7 exons. Gene Ontology annotation, biological process: glycoside catabolic process; fucose metabolic process. The coding region runs from base 91 to 1455 and encodes 454 amino acids. Gene Ontology annotation, cellular component: lysosome.
ACAUGCUUGUUUCACUUCUCUUCCUCGUCUCGUUCAUGUCAUGUGAUAGCCAACCCGUCCUUUUGUCUCAGUAGGUUAUUUUGACUCGAGAUGGGAUUGUUAGUUAUUUGUUUCGUUUUGUCGAUGCUGUCGAUCGGCACUGGCAGAGCAAAAUACGAACCGAACUGGGAAUCCAUCGACUCCAGACCGCUGCCGGAGUGGUACGAUCAGGCUAAGUUUGGCAUCUUCAUACACUGGGGGAUCUUCUCUGUUCCGAGCUUCGGCAGCGAGUGGUUCUGGUGGUACUGGCAGAAACAAAAACUACAACCAUAUGUUGACUUCAUGAAGAGGAAUUAUCCUGAAGGCUUCAAGUAUCAAGACUUUGCACCGCAGUUCACUGCAGAGUUCUUUGAUGCCAAAGAGUGGACGGACAUCUUUGCCUCAUCGGGAGCAAAGUACAUCGUCCUCACCACAAAACACCACGAAGGUUUCACACUAUGGGGCUCAAAAAACUCCUGGAACUGGAACGCAGUGGAUGUUGGACCAAAAAGGGAUCUGGUGGAUGAAGUGGCGAGUGCCGUCCGUGGUAACAGUGACCUGCGUUUAGGACUGUAUCACUCUCUCUUUGAGUGGUUUAAUCCGCUCUUUGAACAGGACGCGGCCAACGUCUUCACUACCAACUACUUUCCUACCACCAAAACUCUGCCUGAGCUUUACGAUCUCGUUGUCAAGUAUAAACCAGAGGUGCUGUGGUCUGACGGGGACGGAAACGCACCUGACAAGUACUGGAACAGCACAGGUUUCUUAGCCUGGCUCUACAAUGACAGUCCCGUACGAGACACAGUGGUGACGAAUGAUCGCUGGGGCUACGGCUCCAUCUGCACCCACGGUGGAUAUUACACCUGUGCUGAUCGCUACCAGCCAGGACACCUGCUCAAACACAAAUGGGAGAACUGCAUGACCAUCGACCAAAAGUCCUGGGGUUACAGACGAAACGCUCCUCUCAGUGACUACCUCACAAUCGAGCAGCUUGUAUGGACACUGGUGGAGACUGUGUCCUGUGGGGGAAACCUGCUGAUGAACAUCGGCCCGACACACGAUGGAAGGAUCGCUCCCAUCUUCGAGGAGCGUCUGAGGCAGACGGGUCAGUGGCUGAAGGUCAACGGGGAGGCCAUCUACAACACAACGGCAUGGCGGGCUCAGAAUGACACCGUCACCCCCAAAGUCUGGUACACGUUCAGACCACAGGAAAAGAGCAUCUUUGCCAUUUUACUGCAGUGGCCUAAUAAUGGAUCUGUGAUUCUGAAUGAACCUGUGGCGACACAAGGACACACUCAGGUGGUGCUUCUCGGUCACGGGUCUCUGCAGUGGCAGCCUGUAAAGCCCAGAGGACUGCGGGUUCUCCUGCCCCAGCUGUCCUUCAGCCAGAUGCCAUGCCAGUGGGCCUGGACUCUGAGGCUGACAGGUGCCACUUAAAGAGAAACCAGACCACAUGUAGAGGAACAGACGGAGCGGUAGGCCAGAGAGAAGGACCCAGCGAUUGAUUUGUUUGAAUCACUGAAGACAUAAAAAGUACUGUACUGUCUGUAACUUGCACUAUGACGAUUUAAAAUGGUCUUUUUGAAAUACGUAUGCAGGGGAUCAAGAUUAAUCAUUAUUACAUGAUCAUUGUUUUUUAUAUGGGGAACUUUAAUGAUUCAAUUCUGUGAGUUUCUGACUGCGGAUGGGACAUGAAUGUCAUUAGGUCCAGAAAGGUAUAUCAUGUCUGUGACCUCUGACGCCAGUGUAAUGAAAUCUGACAUGUUUUUGUUCUAAUUUUUCUGCACUUUUAUAAUGAUUUUUUAAAGCCUGCAUAUUUUUAUGUGAUUUCCAUGCAGUCUGUUUGCACUAAUCAAUGUGGCGGUGUUUGUUUACAUGGAACGAAUGUUUUAAUAAAAUGACAGAAGCCUU